CAUGGGGAAUGUCAACAGGCAGAGGCAGCGCUGCAGAGAUUUCAUCAUGGUCUCCCAAGCCCUCGGGCUCCUCUGCCUUCUGCUUGGGCUUCAGGGCUGUCUGGCUGCAGUCUUCGUAACCCAGGAGGAAGCCCAUGGCGUCCUGCACAGGCAGCGGCGCGCCAACUCGUUCCUGGAGGAGCUGCGGCCGGGCUCCCUGGAGAGGGAGUGCAAGGAGGAGCAAUGCUCCUUCGAGGAGGCCCGGGAGAUCUUCAAGGACCUGGAGAGGACGAAGCUGUUCUGGAUUUCUUACAGUGAUGGGGACCAGUGUGCCUCAAAUCCGUGCCAGAAUGGGGGCUCCUGCAAGGACCAGCUCCAGUCCUAUAUCUGCUUCUGCCUCCCUUCCUUCGAGGGCCGGAACUGUGAGAAGAACAAGGACGACCAGCUGAUCUGCGUGAACGAGAACGGCGGCUGUGAGCAGUACUGCAGUGACCGCGCGGGUGCCAAGCGCUCCUGUUGGUGCCACGAGGGGUACUCGCUGCUGGCAGACGGGGUGUCCUGCAUGCCCACAGUUGAAUAUCCAUGUGGAAAAAUACCUAUUCUGGAAAAAAGAAAUGCCAGCAAACCCCAAGGCCGAAUUGUCGGGGGCAGGGUGUGCCCCAAAGGGGAGUGUCCAUGGCAGGUCCUGUUGUUGGUGAAUGGAGCUCAGCUGUGUGGAGGGACCCUGAUAAACACCAUCUGGGUGGUCUCUGCGGCCCACUGUUUCGACAAAAUCAAGAGCUGGAGGAACUUGACCGCGGUGCUGGGCGAGCACGACCUCAGCGAGCACGAAGGGGAUGAGCAGAGCCGGCGGGUGGCGCAGGUCAUCAUCCCCAGCACGUAUGUCCUGGGCGCCACCAACCACGACAUUGCGCUGCUCCGCCUGCAGCGGCCCGUGGUCCUCACUGACCAUGUGGUGCCCCUCUGCCUGCCCGAACGGACGUUCUCCGAGAGGACGCUGGCCUUCGUGCGCUUCUCGUUGGUCAGCGGCUGGGGUCAGCUGCUGGACCGUGGUGCCACAGCCCUGGAGCUCAUGGCCCUCAACGUGCCCCGGCUGAUGACCCAGGACUGCCUGCAGCAGUCACGGAAGGCGGAAGCCUCCCCGAAUAUCACGGAGUACAUGUUCUGUGCCGGCUACUCGGACGGCAGCAGGGACUCCUGCAAGGGGGACAGUGGAGGCCCACACGCCACCCGCUACCGGGGCACGUGGUACCUGACAGGCAUCGUCAGCUGGGGCCAGGGCUGCGCGGCCGUGGGCCACUUCGGGGUGUACACCAGGGUCUCCCAGUACAUCGAGUGGCUGCAAAAGCUCAUGCACUCAGAGCCACGCCCAGGCAUCCUCCUGCGAGCCCCAUUUCCCUAGCCUAGCAGCCCUGCCCCCUGGAGAGAAAGCCAAGGCUGUGUAGAACUGUCCUGGCACAAAAUCCCAUCGAUUCUUCUGCAGUUCAUGGGGUAGAGGAGGGCAUGGGAGGGAGGGAGAGGUGGGGAGGGAGACAGAGACAGAAACAGAGAGACAAAGAGACAGAGAGAGACUGAGGGAGAGAUUCUGAGGACAUGGAGAGACUCAAAGAGACUCCAAGAUUCAAAGAGCUUAAUAGAGACACAGAGAAGGAAUAGAAAAGAUGAGAUGCAGAGGCAGACAGGCGCUGGACAGAGGGGCAGGGGAAUGCCGCGGUUGUCCUGGAGGCAGACAGCCCAGCUGAGCCUCCUUAUCUCUCUUCAGCCAAGCCCACCUGCCCGUGAUCUGCUGGCCUCAGGCUGCUGUUCUGCCUUCAUUGCUGGAGACACUAGAGGCAUGUACACACGUGGAUGCAUACACACACACCAAUGCACACACACAGAGAUAUGCACACACACGGAUGCACACACAGAGGGUCACACAGAGAUAUGCACAUACACGGAUGCAUAUACACAGAUAUGCGCACACACAGAUGCGUGCACACCACACCAAUGCACACACACACUAAUGCACACACACGGAUGCAGAGAGAUAUGCACACACCGAUGUGCACAUACACAGAUAUGCACACACACAGAUGCACACAGAUAUGCACACACACGGAUGAGUGCACACACACCAAUGUACACACACAGAUAUGCACACACGGAUGCACACACACCAAUGCUGACUCCAUGUGUGCUGUCCUCCAAAGGCGGUUGUUUAGCUCUCACUUUUCUCGUUCUUAUCCAUUAUCAUCUUCAUUUCAGACAAUUCAGAAGCAUCACCAUGCAUGUUGGCAAAUGCCCCAAACUCUCCCCCAAAUGUAUUUCUCCCUACGCUGGGUGCCGGGCUGCACAGGCCGUUCCCCACCGGCUUCCCAACUUCACAAUAAAUGGCUGCAUCUCCUCCGCACGCCUGUGGGGCCUGCCACCCACCGUGUAGCCUGUGAUUCAUUUUCAGAGCCCCCAGUGCUCAUCCUCUGAGAUGCUUUUUUCUUUCACAGUUUUCAGCAUCACUGAAAUGAACCCUCACAUGGCAGCUGUUCUUUUUAAAAACAAAAGCUCUUUGAUAGAUGUUUGAGGCUGUAGCUCCCAGGACCCUGUGGAAUUGGAUGUUCUCUCCCUGCCACAGCCCUUGUCAAUGAUAUUUCGCAGAGACCCUGGGAGCACCUGCUCGAGAAUCAGGGACAUACCACUAAAUGGAGGGUCCCAGGCCCUGGCUGCAGUGGGAGGACCUGGCAAGCUGCACUCUUGCUGAGUCCCCAGGGUGGUGGGGGAAGAAUGAGAAACACAUGAGCAGAGAAAUGGGGAGGUGACAGACACUGCUCGCACUCAGACUCCGGCAAGCAUGGCUCAGAGAGCGGACUCAAUGCCAUCCCUGCAGGGCCGUCCUGGGCACCAGUGGCGCUCACAGCAGCAAGG
This is a messenger RNA of Mandrillus leucophaeus (drill), 2880 nucleotides long. It is a transcript of the gene F7, whose product is annotated as coagulation factor VII (serum prothrombin conversion accelerator). The transcript has 8 exons. NCBI's taxonomy places the organism in Eukaryota, Metazoa, Chordata, Mammalia, Primates, Cercopithecidae. Gene Ontology annotation, biological process: blood coagulation; proteolysis. The record is from RefSeq and is a predicted model, not a curated record. Gene Ontology annotation, molecular function: serine-type endopeptidase activity; calcium ion binding. Gene Ontology annotation, cellular component: extracellular region. The coding region runs from base 2 to 1381 and encodes 459 amino acids.